Rosa chinensis is the source of this 1505-nucleotide messenger RNA. RefSeq lists its product as uncharacterized. The record is from RefSeq and is a predicted model, not a curated record. NCBI's taxonomy places the organism in Eukaryota, Viridiplantae, Streptophyta, Magnoliopsida, Rosales, Rosaceae. The transcript has 8 exons. The coding region runs from base 364 to 1398 and encodes 344 amino acids.
GAGAUAAAACCUAAAAGAAACAAAACUCAAUUCUCUCUCUCACGGCGAUCUUGUCGACCUUCAUCUUCAUAAUACGUCUUUGAGCCUCCCUCUCUGCAUCUCCCAUCUUUGAAGCUCUGAUCUCUGCAGGACUAGUAAUAGCAGACGACUGGGCCUGUUAACUUCUAGCAAAUGAACCUUCACUUCCAAAUUCUUUGCAAGAUGAACUCGAUGUUCCUGAUAUGCCUAUCUCUAAUAGAACUACCCAAAGGGCUAUUGCUAGUACCAUUAUCCAAAGGCCUACUGUUGGUGACUCAAUGAAUGCACACGUUCAGUGCCAAACUACUAACCAGCCAUCAAUAAAUGCUACAACUGAAGGGUUGAAUGAUGCUAGGACAUCAGUCGAUAUCCAAGGAUCUACUACAGAAGGUCCAGAAAAAAAAAGUGCGUGGAAAGACAAGAGGUUUAAAUGCUGAUAAGGUGCAUGAGCAGCUUGGUACUAAAAUACCUGUGACUUUCAAGAAAGAAAAUGGCAGACCCACAGGUCCAUAUGCGGAAAUGUUUGCUAAUGAAAUUGGAUUCACCUUUCGGAACCAUGCACCUCUAAAUGUGAAAAAAUGGAAGGAAGUAAAACCAGAAGAUAGGACAAGUUUGAUCAAAAGAAUAACUACUAAGUACGACAUUGACAUGUCUCUACCUUGGAUUAAGAGAUAUGUGAAUAAAUCUUUUGGAACAGUGUUUGCUAACUUCCGUUAUAAGCUGAAGAAGCAUUUUGAGCAAUUCUCAACAAAAGAGGAAGCAUUAGAAAAUAAACACAAAGAUGUUAAAACUGAAGAAGAAUGGGUUUUUCUGUGCACUUAUUUUUCUAGUGAAGAUUUUCAGAUUGUUUCAGAGAAAAAUUCUAUUAAUAGGUCACGUUUGAAAUAUCACCAUAAAGUAGGGUCGAAGUCUUUUAUGUCGCAUCAAGAACAGAUUGCUGCACAAUCAGGGGAGAUGCUAGGUGCAAUUGAACGCUUUGAAAUGGAGUACAAAAGCAUUAAAAAAGGUUGGGACUUGGGAGCGAAAGAAUUAUGGGAUCAAAUGGUUAAGAUGCGAACUGAGACAACCCUUCCUGAUGGGACUCGAACUAUGAAUGAUGAUGAAAUAUGUGCAAAGGUUCUUGGAGUAAAAUCAGGCUACAUCAAGGGUUGUGGUUUUGGCCCUAGGCCUCCACCAUCUAGCACUUCUCGAUCAUCACUAGAUGAAAUGUCUGAGAAGAAUAAAGAGUUAGAAGAUAAACUUGAAGAGACCCAAGAUACUAUAAAGGCUCAACAAGAAAAGAUUGAUACACAAAACGUGCUAAUCCAAGAAUUGCAGGAGCAAGGCAAAAAGUUUGAGCAGUUCAUGGCAACCUUUAUGAACCAACAAGCAUCAAGUUAGUUAUGCGUAUCUAGGAUUUAGUAUCAGUUAAACAAGUUAAUUGAUUUUUGGAUCAUUUUUAGUUCAGUAUUGACUUUAGACUAUUCCAAUUAGUAGUUAUGGUAGAC